Molecule: messenger RNA, 1884 nt
Organism: Plenodomus lingam JN3
Lineage: Eukaryota; Fungi; Ascomycota; Dothideomycetes; Pleosporales; Leptosphaeriaceae
Biological process (GO): protein polyubiquitination; regulation of mitochondrial fission
Cellular component (GO): mitochondrial outer membrane
Molecular function (GO): ubiquitin protein ligase activity; zinc ion binding
Source: RefSeq, a predicted model, not a curated record
AUGCAUCAACUAACCACCGAGCCGAGCUACAACACCAAACCACCUCCUCUUCCUCUGCCUCCAACACCUUUCCUCACGUGCGCUGAGCCUCCGAUUACAAGGCUCGGUCGCCCUUGGUCACUGCUGUCUUCCUUGCCCAGAUUUCCUUUCCUCCUUCGCCAUUACCAACCUCAAACCACAGUCACAUCAUCCAUCCCCAAGGCAGCCAUGGCAUCUCUCCCACCACAACGCCCCGCCUCACAACGUAGAGCCUCACCACCCGCCGAAUCUUCAUCGUCACGGCAAGAAAAUGUUGCGAGAACAAACAGUUUCUCAGCGCAGUCGGUGGAUUCCCAGACGCUUUUGCUGAACUCACCGCCGUCGGAACAAGCCACACCCGCAGUAGAGGCACAGAGAGAGGCGCAGAAAGAGGCGCUAGCACAAAGCGCUGUAAGGCCGCCAGUAGAAGAGGAGGAUAUCAAAAAGUGCUGGAUAUGUUUCAACGAUGAGACGGAGGAUGACGAUACAUCGUCAGAGUGGCGGUCGCCGUGCUCGUGUUCAUUGGUGGCGCAUGAGAAGUGCUUGCUGGAUUGGAUCGCAGAUAUGGAGGCGCCAAGUUCAAGAAGGAGGGCUGGCACACGCGCGUCCAAAGUGCUGUGUCCGCAGUGUAAGACCGAAAUUGUCAUAGCGCGACCGAGGAGUUAUGUGGUGGAGGCCGUGAGGUCAGUGGAGCGAUUCACGGGGUCCUUGUUACUACCUGGCUUUGCGCUGGUCACGGGCACGGCGCUAUAUUCCACAUUAGCGCUGUCGGGAACACAUACGAUAUAUCAAAUCUUUGGAACAGAGGACGCGCUGCAGAUUCUAGGACCACUGUACGAGACACCCAAUCCCAUGAUUGGAUCUGUGGCGAUACGAACGCUGCAGCAUUUGAAAGACCAUUGGAGGUUGGACCUUGGCCUGCCACUUAUCCCGACCGUUCUCGUCGCCAGCAGGACUACAUUUGCCGACUCCUUCCUACCCUUCCUACCUCUGAUCUUCUUUGUCAGCUCAGGCCGGCCAGGCGACGACAUGCUGCAGUUGCAAUGGCCACCAAGUGCAGCCUUCACCUUUGCCGCAUUACCCUAUCUCCGAGGCUUCUACAACGCAUACUACGACCGCGUCUGGCUCCCACGAGAACAACAAUGGCUAAAGGAAAUCCAACCGCGGGCAGGAGAGGACGCCAACGCAGAAGCUGAACACGACCACGACCACGACCAUGACCAUGACCAUGACCACGAUCACGUUCACGAACACGUUCACGACGGCGAGAUCAUAAAUGAAGUCGAGAUAGAAGUCGACUUUGACAUCUUUGCCGACUGGAAUAACGGUGGCGACGCACAAGCACAAGCCCACCCCAUCAACGCACCACCCCAAGAUGACAACGCCAUUCCAGACCUCAUUGACGCCAACCAAGCACAACAGGAACAACAAGAUGCCGCUGCACCAGCUCCCAACGUCCCCCUCCAACCAGCUGCCCCACGCCACCAACGCGCCCGCGCUCUUAAUCGCGCUUACUCUACUUCCUCCAUCGCCGACACCAUUCUCGGCGCGCUCAUCUUCCCUACCAUCGCCGCUGCCAUGGGCGAAUUACUCAAGCACACGCUUCCGUCAUCAUGGGUCACGCCGCCCGCGGGAACACCGGCGAUAUCAUGGCUGGGUGGGUGGGUGAAUACGAGUGGACGGCAGGGCAAAGCGACGGGCUUUUUGCAGACGCGCUGGGGGAGAAGUAUUGUGGGUGGUUGUUUGUUUGUUGGACUUAAAGAUGCGGUCUUGCUCUAUGUUAGGUGGAAGAUGGCGCAGAAUCAUCGGCGGAGGAAGAUAGUGGAUUUUGAUCGCAAGAAGGGCGCGGUUGGGGGUGGGGUUUAG